Chionomys nivalis (European snow vole) is the source of this 4260-nucleotide messenger RNA. It is a transcript of the gene Tnfrsf19, whose product is annotated as TNF receptor superfamily member 19. Bases 411 to 1652 code for a protein of 413 amino acids. Gene Ontology annotation, biological process: positive regulation of JNK cascade; positive regulation of canonical NF-kappaB signal transduction. NCBI's taxonomy places the organism in Eukaryota, Metazoa, Chordata, Mammalia, Rodentia, Cricetidae. Gene Ontology annotation, molecular function: protein binding; signaling receptor activity. Gene Ontology annotation, cellular component: plasma membrane. The transcript is spliced from 10 exons. The record is from RefSeq and is a predicted model, not a curated record.
GAAAGCUGCGGAUCCAGCGGCUCAGGCCGGGGAGAAGCCUGUUCUCCAGAGCCGAGGCAGAACAACGUGGCCCACGUUUAACAAAAGAACUUGUGGCCCGGGAGGCGGGAGCCCAGCUAAGAAUCCGAGGGUAGCGAACUUUCUAGAUCUGCGUGCAUACUGAGUAAGUUCAUUCAGCCUUGGCUUUGAUGCGCAGCAACUGAUCGGCGAUCAGAUUACAGGCACUCCAUCUCCCAGCCUGCCUGCCUUUGAUCUGCGCGGGUAAUCCAUUUUCCUGGAUUUGAAGUUUCGUCUGGGCUUGCGCCCACACACAUUUUUGGGAAGGUUAAAGCGUUUGGCGCGGAAGUGCUACCACGCUGCCGAAAGCGUGGGGCUGGAGCACAGGCGUGUAGCAGGGAUAAACACAUCUGAUGAAAGCCAUGGCUUCAAGGGUCCUCCUCGAGCAAGGGAGAGUGCUCCUCAUUACCAUGCUUGUCCUGGGCUGUUUGCUAUGUAAAGCGAUGUGUGAAACCGGAGACUGCAGGCAGCAAGAAUUCAAGGAUCGGUCUGGAAAUUGUGUCCUGUGCAAGCAGUGUGGGCCAGGCAUGGAGUUGUCCAAGGAAUGUGGCUUCGGCUAUGGAGAGGAUGCACAAUGUGUGCCCUGCAGGCCGCACAGGUUCAAGGAGGACUGGGGCUUCCAGAAGUGCAAGCCAUGUGUGGACUGUGCGCUAGUGAAUCGCUUUCAGAGGGCCAACUGCACACACACCAGCGACGCUGUCUGCGGGGACUGCUUGCCCGGAUUUUACCGGAAGACCAAACUAGUUGGGUUUCAAGACAUGGAGUGUGUGCCCUGCGGAGACCCGCCUCCUCCCUACGAACCGCACUGCACCAGCAAGGUGAACCUUGUGAAGAUCUCAUCCACAGCCUCCAGCCCUCGGGACACAGCCCUGGCUGCUGUCAUCUGCAGCGCCCUGGCCACGGUGCUGCUAGCCCUGCUGAUCCUGUGUGUCAUCUACUGCAAGAGGCAGUUCAUGGAGAAGAAGCCCAGCUGGUCUCUGCGGUCACAGGACAUUCAGUACAAUGGCUCUGAGCUGUCGUGUUUUGACCAGCCUCGGCUCCGCCACUGUGCCCACAGAGCAUGCUGUCAAUGUCACCGGGACUCAGCCCAGACAUAUGGGCCUGUUCACCUGAUUCCGUCCUUGUGCUGUGAGGAGGCCCGCAACUCUGCCCGUGCAGCCCUUGGCUGUGGGCUGCAUUCUACCGCCACCCUUCAGGAGAGAAACACAGCUUCAGUGGCAGACACAAUGCCAGCUUUCUUCGGGUCUGUCUCCCGUUCCAUGUGUGGCGAGUUUUCUGAUGGCUGGCCUCUGAUGCGGAAUCCUCUGGGCGGCGACAGCUCUCUUUGUGACUCUUACCCUGAACUCACUGGAGAAGAUAUUAACUCCCUCCAUCCAGAAAAUGAAAGCUCAACAUCUCUGGAUUCCAGUGGUGGACAGGAUCUGGCUGGGACAGCGACUGCAGAUUCCUCUGGAAACUUCACAGAAACUACUGACUCACCUAGAGUCCGGGAGCAGCCCCUAGCACGAGGUGUUCAAAGGACUCCAAGCCAAGGAAGUUGGGAAGGCAGCGGUAACCUGAACCUAGGCACGCCUACGCCCUUCCAGGAUGCCUGAAGGCCGUCAGCCUGAAGUGGAGGUGCGGGUCUGGACACGCCCGUGUUGAGGCUUACAGACUGAGCAGACUUGACCUCCUAUGGCUUCUGGAAGCAAUAAUAAAACUGAAUCAAACUGGCAGCAUUUCCAGCCUUUCAACCAGUUGUUUCUGAGCCAGCCCAGCUGUAAGCUGAAGCCCCAGCGAGAAGCAGAGGAGAGACUGCAGAUGGCCUCAGGACCCGCGCUUCCUCCCCAAACAAGAACCUCAGCUGAGGGCGAUUUGAAGAACUGAUGGGUGGAAUGUGCUGCCUGCGAAACUGUGGGCACGGCAGGACCCAGCCUGGCUCCGACUUACGUUAUGGUGACUGUGGUUUCACAAGACCCGGAGUAUAAACCUGCAUAGACAUUCUCUUACAGAAAUACCCCACUACCCUAUGAAGAAGCUAUGGCAGAUUCCCUUCUUAGAUUUUAGGUAGAGCUCUGGGGAUUUCUAUUGGAAAAACAUUACUUUCUCAUCAGCAGUAUGGUACACAGCAGUGGUUUGAAGGGGCUUUGUAGCCCUGCCUCAGUUGUGGUUUGGGGACGUUGACUGGCCUGUCCAUUAAGAGCCUCUUCCUCAUAAGUGUGUGAUGCAGCUGACAAGAAAGGAGGCCUGGCUUCUGGAUGUGUCUGUGAGUGUGAUUAGAAUGCGGCACAAGGGGAAGACGGGGAAAGGACAUUACCCUACUGCUCAGACCACCUACUAUGCACACCUGAAGCCUGGCUGUACAUGCUAGGACUGGUGACUGUGGAAACAAGUGUUAGUUCUGCACUGCACAGAGCUUACAAGGCGCAGAUUCUUAUAUAGAAAGGAGAUAUUUAUAAACAGCAAUCUGUGACCUGCACCUGAGCUCACACAAAAGGCUUUUGCACACCCAGUGUGCUACUGAAGGGUCCUUCAGUGAGAAUCCAGUGCAUAUUAGAACCAGGCGUGGAAAAGUGUGGUUGGCAGACAGUUUGGGGGAACAGGCUCCCUGGUGCCAUGAAUCUAACCAAGCCUUUGUAAUACUCAUGGUAUUCUUAUGUGGGGGUGUUCUGUAAGGUGUUCCAUCUUCUUCCAUGAUGGCAUUUGCCUCCCAGAACGGUCUCUAAGGUUAAGAAAGAACUAGGGCGAGUUUUUCUCUUCAAAUCUUUUGCCCUAUGGCUUCCUUGAGCAGGAUUUACUUGGUUUCCAGUUUGAACUUACAUCAUCAGAUCUGACCUCUGCCUCUCACCCCUCUGCUGUUGCGCUCUCUGUUGCAUGAAUGCUGUUGCGCUCUCUGUUGUAUUCAUGCUUUAAACGGAGCCAGCUCUGUGAGCAUCGGUGUGAUAGAAUGCACUAGCAGAUCCGUUUUGAAGAUGCCCUGCUUAAAUCAGGCUCCUUUACCCGACACAAAAGCCAAACAUUGAGAUGCUGUCUUCCUAGAUUUUUUUUAUCUUCUGUCUCUCCCCAUGGUUUUCUCUCUUUGUGAGACAUGAGUAAAAUUUAACGAGCCCUCUUUCUCUGGCAUCUCUCUAUUCAUGAUUAUAGCCUUUGAUGUGUGUCUUCAGGCUUGUCCAUAUCUAUUGCUUCUCAUGGCAUCUGUUCUUUCACCAAAUGUAGGAAGAACAUAGAGUGUUUCAUGAUAGUCCACAUCUGCUUUCAUGUCCACGUGUUGCCCAGUCAUAACCGAUUGGCAUUUUGUUUGUGUGUCCCCAAUCAUCGUGAGAAGUCGGCUUUAGGGAAGUCAUAAAAUAUUUGGGAAUUAACCAGCAGACUUCCAUGAGGAUGCAAGCCGAGCUCCCCGGAGUGGCCUCCUCACAAUGCACAUGUGUGCGCCAUUGUUUGCAACCCAAUCAUCUGUGUUAUGACAGAGGGAUGAUCAAAGUCAGCGGGGUUAUGUUCCUUUGUGUAACCUGAAUAUAUUUUCCACAUGCUGAGCCCUGAUGGACUUCAAAGACGGAUACUGCCAAGGAAAGCCAGACUGACUGGAAGUGAGACAUUGGCCCUGAAUCCCGAAACAUCGCUCUCAAUCAAAAGAGAAAUGCUGAGAGUUAAAUAUUGAUUUUAUUUGAUAUUGCACUUGGAAGAUCCUGGAUUAUCAUCAAAAAGGAGACUCUUCCCGCUGGCCACUCUAGAAACAUGCAAUCGUUGUUUUUAUACUCUAUAAACAGGAGGGGAAAGCUGCAAUCUGCACUUCACGUUAUUGGAACACCUUACAAGGCUGUUUACGUAGGAGCUCGAGCACUAUGGUCAGAAACUGGUAUAGAGAGGCAUAGGGGGCACCGGCGCCACCUUUCAUGUGGCAGAAGCAAGGACAAGAUGGAGACAAGGAUUUCUGGAUAAGUCAGGGCAAGUCAUGUGUUUUCUAUUUUGAAUAUAUAGAAUAUAUUUUGAAUUGCCGGGUUUUUUACUUUAAGUUACUGCUGCUGUUACUUAGGAUAAGUACUGCUGUCUGUGUUGGAAGAAAAAGGACAGAAAAGGAAAAGAAACAAUCAUUGCUUUUAAGAUAGUUUGUAUCAGUUUAGAUAUCUUCACGACUAUUUUAUAUACUGGAAUUUAUAAAUUGUAAGUUAUCGCUUUCCGAUACAAGCCCUUUUUUAAUGCUUCUUAAAAUUUGAAUAAAAUUGA